Molecule: messenger RNA, 3394 nt
Organism: Lutra lutra (Eurasian river otter)
Lineage: Eukaryota; Metazoa; Chordata; Mammalia; Carnivora; Mustelidae
Gene: HDAC10
Product: histone deacetylase 10
Exons: 19
Coding region: 677-3142 (821 amino acids)
Biological process (GO): chromatin organization
Cellular component (GO): histone deacetylase complex
Molecular function (GO): histone deacetylase activity
Source: RefSeq, a predicted model, not a curated record
GGCGGCUCCCGCGUGCGCGCUCUGGCGGGCGGGCGGGCUGUGGGGCUCGGUCCGCGCCGCCCCCGGUGCCGGCCUCGUGCACUCGUCGCCUCCUUCCUCCCCCGCCCGCACCUCCCUCCGCUCGGCCUCCCGCCUGCUUCGCCCCUGGCUCGCCGCUGCUCCUCCAGCCCUGGCGAGGAGGGGCCCCUGCGCGGCGCAGGACGGGACGGGCUGCGGACGUGUCUGACGCCUUGGACCGCGCGGUCCGCGAGGGUCGGGGGGACCUUUGGGGCGGACCGGAACACUCCGUGGUGCCGCCGUGACGGCCCGCGGGGCGCCCUUCCCUCCCGCCCAUUCGCGUAGCCGCGUCCGGCUCGGGGCUGCCGGGGGAGGUGGAGCCGCGGCCCCGGGCGUCAGGCCCGCCCCGCUCCGGUCAGGCCGCGCUUCGGGCGGGGUUUUGGGCAGCGGGGGCUGGACCGUGCCGGGUCCGAGUCUCAGGAGGCCGGAAACCCGUGCCCGGGAGCCACCCCGCGGACUCCGACUGCGGCCGGCGGCUCGUCCCGUGCCUGGGUUCUGCGCGUUUGUGCCCCGGCUCCGCGAGCGCCGCCCCAGUUGUGUCCCGGGGGGUGAGCGGCUCCCCGAGGCUGCCCGCAGGAACAGGCGGUGCGCUCACCUGCUUCCCCGGGGCGGCUGGGCCAUGAGGACGGCGCUCGUGUACCACGAGGAAAUGACAGCCGCGCGGCUGCUCUGGGACGACCCCGAGUGUGAGAUCGAGCGUCCUGAGCGCCUGACCGCAGCCGUGGAGCGUCUGCAGCAGGGUGGCCUGGAGCAGAGGUGUCUACAGUUGGCAGCUCGAGAGGCCUCAGAGGCGGAGCUGGGCUUGGUGCACAGGUCAGACCCCCCCGGAGCCACGCACCACAGAGGCCACCGCCUGGGACGUGCAAGCACCCAGCCUGCCCCGGUCUUGAAAACAGAACUCCCCACCUGCCUCAGUUUCACUACUGGGUGGAUGGGGGAGGGAACAGUGAGCCCAGAGUAUGUGUCCCUGCUGCGAGGAACCCAGGCCUUGAGCACCGAGGAACUACAGGCGCUGUCUGGACAGUAUGAUGCUGUCUACUUCCACCCGAGUACCUUCCACUGCGCCAGGCUGGCCGCGGGAGCUGCGCUGCAGCUGGUGGAUGCUGUGUUGACUGGAACUGCACACAAUGGGUUCGCCCUGGUGAGACCUCCGGGGCACCACAGCCAGAGGGCUGCUGCCAACGGAUUCUGUGUGUUCAACAACGUGGCCAUAGCAGCCAGAUAUGCCCAGAAGCAGCACGGCGUGUGCAGGUGUGUCGGGGCGGCUGUGGGGUGGGGGCUGCGCCGGACGGAAAGUGGUGGGGUAGGCUGCUCAGAGACCCCGUGUGGUGCUCUCCUGUGCAGGGGUGGGCUCCUCGCCCCCAGGUGGGAGGCCCAGCCCCUCAGUGGCCUGUGCACUCCCUAUCCCAGGAUCCUCAUUGUCGACUGGGACGUCCACCACGGUCAGGGCAUCCAGUAUAUCUUUGAGGAUGACCCCAGUGUUCUUUAUUUCUCUUGGCACCGCUACGAGCAUGGUCGCUUUUGGCCUUAUCUUCGGGAGUCAGAUGCAGACGCUGUUGGGCUAGGGCCCGGCCGAGGCUUCACAGUCAACCUGCCCUGGAACCAGGUCGGGAUGGGCAAUGCCGACUACAUGGCCGCCUUCCUUCAUGUGCUGCUCCCUGUGGCCUUUGAGUUUGACCCUGAGCUGGUGCUCAUCUCAGCAGGCUUUGACUCGGCGAUUGGGGAUCCCGAGGGGCAGAUGCAGGCCACUCCUGAGUGCUUCGCCCACCUCACGCAGCUGCUGCAGGUGCUGGCCGGCGGCCGGGUCUGUGCUGUGCUGGAGGUGACUGGCAGCAAGGGGGGCUCACUGGCUGGGUGUCAGGGUGCAGUCAGAGGGGGGCUGCUGUACCUGGCGGGGCGUCCUGCCUGGGCUGGUGGUACCCUGCCCCGCUCACAGCCCUGUCUAGUCGUGUCUCUGUUCUCUCCCUGCUCCCAGGGAGGCUACCACCUGGAGUCGCUGUCCCAGUGCGUGUGCAUGGUGGUGAAGGCGCUGCUGGGUGACCCUGCCCCGCCCCUGUUGGGGCCCAUGGUGCCUCAGCACAGUGCCCUGGAGUCCAUCCAGAGCGUCUGGGCAGCCCAGGCCCCUCACUGGACCAGCCUUUGGCAGCAAGGGUCGACCCCCACACUGAGUCUCAGCACGUGCUCGCCAGAGAGGAGACCCUCCGCUGUGUCGCCUGGGGGACCCAAAGGCAAGGCAGCGGAGGCCCAGACCUCGGCUGUCCUGAGUUCACUCCUGGACCAGCUGCACCUCUACACCACACCCCCUGUCCGCACGGUUAUCGCCCUGACUGCGCCGGCUGCUGCCCUGGUCCUGCCCCCUGAGGUCCUCCAUCAGGAGGGGUCAGCCCCACCGGAGGAGACACAGGCCUGGGCCAGGCUGCAUGAGGCCCUGACCCAGGACACGGCUUUCACUGCACUUGGGAAGGUCCUGCAUCUGUUGAAUGGGAUCCUGGAUGGACAGGUGAGCAGCGGCAUCGUAACAACCCCAGUGGCAGCCCCCACUCUGGAGGUGGUCCUUCGACAGGGCUUGUCCCACGGAGCCCAGAGGGUGUUCUGUGUGGCUUUGGGACAGCUGGAUCGGCCCCCAGACCUUGCCAAUGAUGGGAGGACCCUGUGGCUGAACAUCAGAGGCAAAGAAGCGGCUGCCCUGUCCACGUUCCACGUGUCUGUGCCGCUGUCAGGGACGACGGGUGGGUUCUUGAGCUGCAUCCUGGCCCUUGUGCUGCCCCUGGCCUAUGGCUUCCAGCCUGACCUGGUGCUGGUGGCGCUUGGACCAGCCCAUGGCCUCCAGGACCCCCAAGCUGCACUCCUGGCUGCACUUCUACGGGGGCCAGCAGGGGGCCGAGUCUUGGUCCUAGUGGAGCAGGAGUCCACAUGCCAGCUUGUGGGGGUCCUGGCCCGGGUGUUGCAUGGAGAGCCACCCCCCAGCCUGGGUCCCUUCUCCAUGGCCUCCCCAGAUGACCUGCAGGCCCUGGUGCACCUGAGAGGGCAGCUGGAAGCACAGUGGGAGAUGCUGCAGGUGGCUGCUCCUUCUGGAGUGCCAUGAGCUGGUAGCUUGAAGUCCACCAGGGUGGAAGUCUUCGCAUCCGGGAGAUGCAAACAUUUGCCAGUACACCACGGCUGGAGGCCUUUGUACACAGGGCCGGGCCACGGAGCUGUGGAGGGCACUGGCUCAGGGGCACUCUGUCCACGGCAGGGACCUGGAGCCCCCUCCAGUGGCGCACCUCUUCACAGGUGGCCCCAUCCCCACUUCCUACACUUCUCUGAACCUUAAAAAUAAAAGUUGUUUUACCAGCAA